Boeremia exigua is the source of this 588-nucleotide messenger RNA. RefSeq lists its product as uncharacterized. Lineage: Eukaryota; Fungi; Ascomycota; Dothideomycetes; Pleosporales; Didymellaceae. Bases 123 to 440 code for a protein of 105 amino acids. The transcript has 3 exons. The record is from RefSeq and is a predicted model, not a curated record.
ACAGCAAAGCGCGACAACGAACUGCUAUUCCCGCCGCCAAUUGACCACUCCAAAUCGCACGAACUCCCUCGCAGUCACUUUCGAACGCUCAAGUCGACGUCGCACAGCGUCUAACCACCGCAAUGCCUACACCGGAGUCCGCACUGUUCCUGGCCAAGAAGCCAAAGGUUGCGCCCACUUUCGAUGGGGUCGACUACGAGGACAACGUUGCCUUCAAGGGUGCACAAGAUGCCAUCAUCCGCGAGCAAUGGGUUCAGAGCAUGAUGGCCAGGCUGGUCAGGGAAGAGAUGGGCAAGUGCUACAGGAGGGAGGGAGUCAACCACUUGGAGAAGUGCGGGCACCUACGAGAGCGCUACUUUGAGCUUCUGAAGGACGCCAAGAUCAAGGGCCACCUUUUCCAGCAGCAGAACUACAACGAUAUGUCGGCAUCGAAGCCAUAGAACAUCCGUCUCGCGAUACUUGGGGAUAUGAGAGCGAGACUAGUAGAAGGUCGAGAGAGACACGUGCGCAAAGACUACACGCACUUGUGAAGAUACGAAUUCAGGUCUACCGGCUGCUUAGUUGACCAUGUCCAAGCCAUCAUGAUGC